AUGGCAUCGGCAAUACUAGACAUGGCCUUUGGCACGGAGAAGAACAUCAUUGUGCUGUGUUUGGUAGGUGCAAGUAAGGUUGGAAAAACCAUGUUUGUGCACGGAAUUAAAAAACUACUUGAACAGAAUUACUUUAUCGAUACGUAUAUUUUCAAAGAUGGCAAUAACUUUGACACAAUCUAUCACGAAUUGAAAGAGUUGUUGCGGCACAUUCGAGUAACCGGCGAUGAUUUCCAGACAACAUGCAUAAUAAUCGAUAAAAAUUUACCGGACCCUGCCUGCAGAAAUAAUAUUUUGGUUUUGGCGAGUUUGUACCGUGCCCACACAAUAGGAAUAUUCUUCGAGUACGAUUUCAGCGAAUUGCUCCAUAGAAAUGCAGUUAACUUAGAUGGUAAAGAUUCCACCCACAAUCAAUUCGUAGCCCACGUAUUAGAUACGCAUCCGCCUUCUGUUGCAUAUUCAAACGAGCUUCGUAUGACUGUACCCUGGAAGUUUUCGAUAUAUCCAGAAUUUUUGAAAUUAAUUAGCAUUAUUAUUGGGCUUAAAUCUGUGCCUGAUGUACCUCCAGGGACCAAGGAAGUUAUGAAUUAUAUAAGUCGCACCAAUUUGGUAUACAGUAACUUUGAGAAAGAAAUAUUACCCAAAAUGAAUGUACAUUUGCCAUCACGUUUAUUAGAAAAAGGUGUUCCAGAACCAAAACCAGAUGUUCCCAAUAAUCUUUGGAGCACUCUCAUACGUGUAGGGGGGGGACUGUCAAGCUUUAACUUUAACUACUUUAACCCAACUAUUGUUAAAGAUGCUCAAAAACCUUUCAGUGGUGGUAGCUUUGAAAAUACAUCUGUAACUGGAGAAAAUAAGUCAUCUCAAGAAAGCCCCUUCCCAAUGGAGUUCAUUUAUGCAUACCCAAUAAGUAAACUUGACACACUAACACCCUUGCAAAAACAAAUUGGGAUAUUACUUGAUAAGGAACCCAAUUUCCUGCCAAACCAGCCACCAGCUUCUCAAGGACAACAUGAUAAUGGUUUUGUUGCCGGAGAAUCUAAUUUCUUGCAGUAUCCACAAACAACUUCUCAAGGACAACAUGUACAGCAAAAUAUGUGGCCUCAACAAGGAAAUAUUCCUCCAAAUUUAAGCCAACAUGUGCCAUAUGUCUACCAACCACAAGGACAGCAUAAUUAUGAGCCAGCACCGGCCCAGUACACACUGCCAUCUCAAGAACAACAUGAUAAUGGUGCUGUUGCCAGAGAACCUAAUUCCUUGCAGUACACACCACCACCAUCUCAAGAACAGCAUGAUUACAAUCCAGCAAUGGGUCAUUACACAUUUCCAUAUCAAGGGCAAUUUGUUUACAAACUAACAUCCCAAGCUGUUGCCGGACAACCUAAUUCCUUGAAGUACCCACCACAGGCAACACCACCAUCUCAAGGACAGCAUGUAAAUAAACCAACACAGGCACAAGCAAAUACAUUGCCUCAACAAGAAAAUAUUACACCAAAACAUAGCCCAUAUCUCCAUCAGCCACACCAGUACAGGGUGCCAUCUCAAGGACAACAUGUUUACAAACCAACAUCUGUAGAACCAGAGAAUAUCACCCCAAUAAUGAGCCAACGGUUGCCAUAUGUCCGACAAUUUCAAAAUUCACCAAAUGGUUUGACAGUUAUUGUAAAGAGUCCUCUUACACCACCAACUGGAAACCAAAAACCAUCAAAAAAUGACAACCUAGGGAAUACUACUCCAAAAAUGAGCUCAAAUGUCCACCAACCACACCAUACACCAAAUGGUACAACAACUAUAAUAACUAAGCAUUGCCAAUCAAAUGGUUUGGCAGUCCACCUAAAUGAACAGCUUAUGGGUCUGCAAGUACAACCAAAUGCGAAACGAUUUAUCCAGAAUAACACUCAACAAAUAACCCAGGCAAGCACUUUAAUUCAAGUACCAACUCUUUACUUGGGCCAACCGAAUCAACCAUUGGGUGCCGAAAAUCCAAACCAGCAUUCCAAUCCGGAACCAAGCACAGUCCAACUACCAGAAAAUAGAUCUCCACAAGCCAACCAAGGCGAAAAUGCUAAAUACCAACAGAUUCCAGCUAGAGUGACUUCCAGAAAUGCGUUUGACAGACAGAAAUCACCACCGCCAAGGCCAAAUGUAAGAUCUCCGACAUUACAUGUCUUGCCAUUGCAAAAACCAGGCGAGCAACCCCCCGCAGGUGAGCAACCCCCGGAUCAAUCUUCCACCGAGAAUUCACCAACUUUGGAACCCUUUGUGAUGGGAAGAGUUUUUUACAACUCCAACUUUGGUGCAAACAAAUAUAAUAACAGAGGUGAAGGUGACAAUUAA
Brassicogethes aeneus is the source of this 2337-nucleotide messenger RNA. The record is from the annotation of a GenBank genome assembly. NCBI's taxonomy places the organism in Eukaryota, Metazoa, Arthropoda, Insecta, Coleoptera, Nitidulidae.